This is a messenger RNA of Exophiala bonariae, 894 nucleotides long. RefSeq lists its product as uncharacterized. Bases 1 to 894 code for a protein of 297 amino acids. NCBI's taxonomy places the organism in Eukaryota, Fungi, Ascomycota, Eurotiomycetes, Chaetothyriales, Herpotrichiellaceae. The transcript is spliced from 2 exons. Gene Ontology annotation, cellular component: cytosol. Gene Ontology annotation, molecular function: aldose reductase (NADPH) activity; oxidoreductase activity, acting on NAD(P)H as acceptor. The record is from RefSeq and is a predicted model, not a curated record.
AUGGCCAAAUUGGACAUCAACAUUCCGGACUUGACACUCCCCGAUGGCAACAAAAUACCACUUAUCGGCUAUGGUACCGGCACGGCGUGGUUCAAGACAGACGGCAAUUCCCCAAAAGACCAGAAACUGAUCGACGCUGCAAAACUCGCAAUCAAAACCGGAUAUACCCACUUGGACGGCGCCGAAGUCUACAACACCGAAGAGGAACUGGGCGAUGCCAUUAAACAAAGCGGCGUGUCUCGUGACAAGCUUUUCGUUACCACCAAAGUGAUUACCAAUAUUCAAGAUAUCCCUGGGGCCAUUGACACCAGUUUGAAAAAGCUUGGAUUAGAUCAUGUCGAUCUGUAUCUUAUCCACGCGCCAUUCUUCGCCAAAGGUGACGAGACCGCGCUUCAGCAGAAAUGGGCCCAGAUGGAAGAGGUUGCUGCCAGUGGGAAAGCGAAGAGUAUCGGGGUGAGCAACUUCCUCAAGCCACAUCUCGAUGCCAUCUUGAAGACGGCCAAAGUCCGUCCAGCCAUCAAUCAGAUUGAAUUCCACCCUUACCUACAGCAUGGAGACCUGGUGGCAUAUCACAAAAACAAGGAUAUCAAGAUUGCUGCGUACGGUCCUCUCCUUCCCAUCACCAAAGCCAGCGGCGGACCUCUCGACCCAUUGUUGGCAUCUCUGGCCAAGAAAUAUGCCGUCAGUCCCGGUGAGAUCCUAUUGAGAUGGGUCAUUGAUCAGGACAUUGUGGCAGUCACCACCAGCUCCAAAGAGCAGAGAUUAAGCGAUUAUCUCCGGGUGUUCACCUUCAAAUUGACGCCCAAAGAGGUUGAAGAGAUCUCCGACGCGGGCAAGGACCAUCACUUCCGAGGGUUCUGGAACCACAUCUUCGACAAGGAGGAUAGAGCAUGA